This is a messenger RNA of Trematosphaeria pertusa, 1556 nucleotides long. RefSeq lists its product as uncharacterized. The record is from RefSeq and is a predicted model, not a curated record. The transcript has 2 exons. Bases 273 to 1229 code for a protein of 318 amino acids. Lineage: Eukaryota; Fungi; Ascomycota; Dothideomycetes; Pleosporales; Trematosphaeriaceae.
CGCUGAUCCUUAACGUUGACAUUGACCCCUUGUUUGUGCUCGCCAAUCUCAGGCUUAAUUUAGGGUGAGACAAGAUGACGAUGAUGUAGUGGGAGAGGCUGUGCUGUGCUGGCCUCGCUGCUUAACUCUCACUUCUUACCAACUUUUCUGUGCGCGCUUUCGCGACCGGUCGCUUUUCCUUGAGUCUACAAGUUUCUUCUGCGUUUCUGCGCGUCUUCGCGAAAUAUACCCACUUGACGUUCCUUUAGCGUGUCCUAAGAUUUGCAGAGAACAUGUCGAUCGAUACGGGGAGCAAUUGUACGUUCGUGCCGGACACGGUAUAUACAGAUGCUGGAGUUGCGGGCGCUGGUACCCUCCUCUCCUUCAUCAUAACCAACUUCCUCUCCCUUCUCCUCAGCGCUGUCAUCAUCCUUCUCGGCCUGCGCAAAUCCACCUCGGCGCCGUUAUUGCGCAAGCUUCUCCUCUCCUUCUCCGACCAGCAGAUCAUCACGGGUAUCGGCAUCCAAUCCAUCGGGCUCGCAAAAAUGAAGACCAUGGUUCCAUACCACUUCUUCAUCAUCUGGCUACUGUCCCUGCUUUCAACCGCGACGAACAUGGCGACAUUGCUAGCGCUCGUCAACGACUUCAAGCGCGAUUGGGUGCUCAGAUGGUUGCGGCAAUUCUUCAUGUUCAUCAACACCCUGCUAAGCGUUUUGUCUUCCAUUUUUAUUUUGCAGUCCGUCAUGAAAAAUCUCGAGCCCCGGUUACCAAUCGGCUGCGUCUGGGAAGUUGCAGACCGCGGUACGCCCUCCAACGCCGGGCUCUCCAUCGCCGGAACGAUCGCCGUCAUCGCGGGCAAUGUCAUCGUUUUCAUACUGUCAACCUGGUACCUGCACAACAGGACCAACCCGCGCUGGCUCAAAUCCGUGCAGGUCGUCGGGCUCAUCAUGCUCACGGCGAUGGGAAUCGGCGCAACUGUGCGAGUUGUUAUGGUGAGCCAGGCGUUUGGCACGGUGCCCCAGGGCGUGAAUCUCGUGGGGCCGAGCGAGAGCUCGUGGAGCUAUGGACAGUUGUUGCCGUUGUUGCUGUUAGUGCUGCCAGGGAUUAGUAUGCUGGAGGUCGUGAGGGGCGAGACCAGAACACCCCCGAGUAAGGUAGACGAUGAGCAGGGGGAUCAGGUGGGCUUGUUGAGUGAUACUGAGUUGCAGGGGAUGACAUAUCAGCCAAAUCCACUUUGGGGGAAGCGGUGAGCGGCUGAGGAGGUUGAGAGAAUCUGAUUUGACAUGAGGAUGGAUUGAGGAAGGACCAGGGCUUUUGAAAGAGAGUCGGAUAUUCAAGAAUAAGGGGCCCUAGGUAUUCAAGGCUCUGAAGGCCUCCUGGACUGGGGAUGCCGAGGCACUAGACGGUAGCCCGGGCACGCUUCAAGAGAAGGACAGGCCCGAGGAAGACGGGUGACAUUGUAGACGCGAAGAUAUCAAGAUCGCACACUGAGUUGGCCUUCUAAGAGUAUGCUAGACCAGUCCUGAGUAGUAGGUCAUUUGUUGGCUUCAGAUAUUUGAACAGCGCAUAUUUCUCCU